AUGAACAUGACAUUUGCAGCAGUCGACCAGCCUCCACCACCUCUCACAAGAGGAAACUCGGUCGUCUCUCUCUAUCAGUCCUGCCUCAACCUCAUCGAACGACUCUCGGGCGUACCUGACUUUGAAGAGUACCUCAACCCUGAAAUCCUCCAAAACACCCUGGUUGGCUCCCCCUCCAGCUCAGGACCCAACGACCCCGUCAAUCAGCUCUGGAUUCUCUUCCGACUCGGUUCCCCCCUCGCCUGUAUCUUCAACGGUCUCCGUCCCAAGGAGCCCCUCAAGAUCAACAACGCCGACAACAACCUCAGCAACGUCAAUGCCUGCAAGGCCACCGUCUUCCGCUUCUUAGUUGCCUGUCGCCAGGAGCUCCAGUUCAGCGAAGAGAACCUCUUCACCAUCUCCGAACUCUACCAGGACGACACCAAUGGAUUCGUCAAGGUCAUUAAAACUGUGAGCAUGGUGUUGGAUCGCAUGGAAGACCAGGGUCUGCUCCGUGCCAGACGCACCAAGCGCAACUCGGACCCAGCCAAGCCCACUGAUAACCGUGCCAAGGUCGUCAACGAGAUCCUCGAGACUGAGCGUAGCUUUGUCCAGGAUUUGGAGAAACUUCAGGCCUACAUGCGCGCCCUCCAGAGCGACGGAACCAUCAUCUCGCCCGAGACCAUCCAUCUUAUCUUUGCCAACCUCAAUGCCCUCGUCGACUUUCAGCGCCGCUUCCUCAUCGCCGUCGAAACCCAAGCCGCCUUCCCUCCCCAGGACCAGAACUUUGGCCAGUGCUUCUUGACCCAUGAGGACGCUUUUGCUGUCUACGAGCCCUUCUGCGCCAACUUUAACGAGGCCAGCAAACUGAUUCUCAGCGAGGCUCCCAAGCUCCAGAAAAUGUCCCACAUGAUGGAACCUAUUCACGGAAUCACCUCUCAAUUGAUCAAGCCCGUCCAGCGUAUCUGCAAAUAUCCCCUGUUCAUGCACGAGUUGAUCAAGUUGACCGACCCCGAAUUCCCCUACUACCGCGAUCUCGUCGAUGGUCAAGGCGCCAUCAAGCGUGUCGCCGACCGCAUCAACGAGACCAACCGCAAGCAGGAUAACCACUUGAUCGCCCAAGCAUUGCAGCACAAGGUUACCUGGAAGGACGGGGAGUUUGUCUCCGACUUUGGUACCCUUCUUUUGCACGACAAGCUCUUGAACCCCCGCGGCUCAUCUGACAAGGAGCUUGAGGUCUAUCUCUUUGAGAAGAUUCUCCUCUGCUGUCAAGAGAUCCCCCAAAAGAAGAAGCAGCCUCGCGGUGCCCGUCCCAAGCCCACUCUCCACUUGAACGGCCGUAUCUACAUCAACAACAUCAAGUCUAUCCUCCCCGUCUCCUCCGCCGGCUCAUAUGUCCUCCACGUCGUCUGGAAUGUUGCCGCCGAGGAAUUCGAGUUGCGCUGUCGCAACGACGAUCAGCUCAAGAAGUGGCACAGCGUCCUCGACAAGCUCGUCACUGAGGCCAAUUCCCAAAAGACCAACAUUGUCUCGACCACCACUUUCAUCGGCAUGCCCACCAUGACCCCCGAACAGAGCUCCUUCUACCGCGAGGACGACGAAUAUUUGGAUGACGAUGUCGACGGUGACGAGGACGAUAUCUAUGAUGAGCCCCGUUACAACCGCAGCAACUCUCUCCCCUUUGGUCUUAUCCCCCAACCCACCAUGCUCGGUUCUCGACCCAGGGCCAAGACCGAAGAUGGCUCUGUGCCCCCAGUCGGUCCAUACGGUCGCGUUGGUGGUUACACUGCCCAUGCUGCCGCCAACGGACGCCCCUCUCCCCCAGGCAUGUCCCUCCCUCCUCUGCCUCGCACAACCAGCAGCUCCAGCACGGCCAUGGGUGUCAUGUCCCCAGGAGAGUACCCCUAUUCUCCUCCUUCGUCCUACCCUGCCUCGCCCACCGUCUCCACCCCUCGCGGAUCGACAAGCAGCAGCAACUCUUACCAACGUCGCAGCAACGGCGAUGGACACUCACCCAUGUCAGACACCAUGUCCAAGUUUAUGUCUCAUGAUGGCUCGGAUGAUUAUACCCCUGGACAGCCCCUCUCCAGAAACGCCUCGACCGGCUACGCGUACAAUGUCACGCCAUCAGCAGCCCCACCAGUACCCCCAAUUCCAGGACAGCUUCGCGUUCGUGCCCAGAGCAGUCCCAACAUCCACGCCGCCAACCCAUCGUGGCACAACGCCCCCGAUAUGCCUACCCCUUUGGCCCACCAUCGUCGCCCCUCCAACGCCAGUGGACCAAACUCGCCCACAGCGCCUUACUCCGGUGCCAACUACCCCAAUAUUCCCGCUGUGCCCACCAUCCCUUCGCGCCACAGUUCUCCUCGCCCUGAUGUCAGCCGCACCUUGCGCCAGCAGCCUUCGAACAGCAAUUUGAGCGCCGGUGUUCCUCAGCUCAAGAUCAAAGUCAACUUCCAAGAGGAUGCCUAUCUGAUCGUCGUUCCCAUCCAGAUCGGAUACAACGAGUUGAUUGAGCGUGUCGAGAAGAAGAUUCGCCUCUGCGGCUGCCGUCGUUCGGACUCCCAGCCCUUGCGUCUCCGCUACAAGGACGAGGACAACGACUAUAUCAUCAUGAAGGACGACGAUGAUAUCUCUCUUGCCUUUGAGAGCUGUUAUGCCGAGGGUGUUAUGAACUUGCACGUCAGCUAG
This is a messenger RNA of Linnemannia hyalina, 2670 nucleotides long. The record is from the annotation of a GenBank genome assembly. NCBI's taxonomy places the organism in Eukaryota, Fungi, Mortierellomycota, Mortierellomycetes, Mortierellales, Mortierellaceae.